Strongyloides ratti is the source of this 1605-nucleotide messenger RNA. RefSeq lists its product as hypothetical. Lineage: Eukaryota; Metazoa; Nematoda; Chromadorea; Rhabditida; Strongyloididae. The record is from RefSeq and is a predicted model, not a curated record. The transcript has a single exon. Bases 1 to 1605 code for a protein of 534 amino acids.
AUGUCAAAAAAAGGUGAAAACUUUAAAAUUAUUUGCGAUAUUUAUAGAGAUAAAUUAAGAAAUAAAUUAUAUUCAAUAUCUUACCAACAAGGAAAUAAAGAUUUGAAUUUUUAUUACAGAAUUAGUAUUAAAACAAUUACAGGAGAUAUUCCUGCAUUAAGAAAAAUAAAUAAUUUAACAGGUUGCAACGGUAGUUAUGGUUGUACAUAUUGUUUUCACAAAGGUGGGUACAUUAAAACUGGAGAAGGUGCUGGACAAGGUAAAAUGGUAUUUAAUAAUGGAACUAAAAUGGAAUUAAAAACAAUGAUUGAGUAUGAAAGGUAUGCUACGUUACUUGAAAACAUUCCAAGAGAAAUAAUGUUUGGGAUGCUUGGAAAAUCACAUAUAGAUGGAAUUAUUCAAAUACCAAUAGAUAUAGCAAUAGAUUAUAUGCAUACGGUACUGUUGGAACCAAUUAAAGAAGAUAUGACUUCAAUUAGAGAUGGUGAUAAAAAAAUGUAUUCAAACGGUUUUAAAUUACCAAAAAUGACUGAAAAUAUGAUUGAUUUUUUUGAUCAUUCAUUAAAAUUAUUUAUUUUACCAAGAGAAUACAAAAAGAAUAUGAAGUCAUUGAAAGAAUUUGGUAAUUUUAAAGCAAUUGAAUGGAAAUUUUUUAUGCUUUAUGGUUUUCCAACAAUAUUUCUUGAAAGUAUGAAAAAUAGAAUAAAUGAAUUUGUAGUUUUACAACUAUCAAUAAUUAGUGGAAUUGGAUUACUAAUGAUGGAUGAUAUUAAUGAAAAUGAAUUAAAAAUGUCUGAAAAUUUGCUUUCUUUGUGGUUUGAUGAAAAAGUAAGAAUAAUUGGAGUCAAUGGAAUGAAAUUAAAAAGCCAUUUGAUUACUCAUUUACAUGCUAUUGUAAAAAAAUUUGGAAAUCUAACAAAAUAUUCUUGCUUUGCAGGUGAAGGACUCAUUCAAAUGUUAGGAAGAAUGAUUUCACAGAAAACAGAAACGAAUAGUCUCAAUCAAAUAAAGAAAAAAUUUCAAGAUUUUCAUAUGGCAUCUUUUAUUAUUGAAAAAGAAGAAAAAUUUCUAAAAAAUAAGUUUAUUCAAAUACCAAUUUUUUUUUACAAUAUUUUUAAAAAUUUAUUUCCUGAAAUAGGUCAAUACAGAUUUACAGAUAAAUUGUAUUUCAAGGGAUUCACUAUUCGUGCUUCAAUUGAUGGUAUGAUUGAUAGAGAUAAUUUUUUGAUUGUAAAAAUUGAAGAAAACAAUGAAAUAAUAUACAAACCAAUACUUUUACUUGCUGUUUUUAUUAAUAAGGAAAAAGAAGUUAUUUGUUUUGGCAAAGAAUUAGUUAUUGUUGAAAGAUUAUUAUUUAAGAAUAUGUUUUCAAGUUCAAAUUUAAAUACUCAUGCAUUAAAUUUAUUAAAUGUAGUUGAUGAUUCAACUUUUUUUCAAAAAUACUUUAUUAUUAACAAUUGUUAUGAAGAUUUAAACUGGGUUAAAAAUUCUAAUAACAUAAUAGUUUUUAAAAAAAAUUCUAUUUAUUCAAAAGGGUUAAUUAUUAAAUCAAAAUCUCGAAAAAAUUAUGUUUGUCCUAUGCUUCAUUCAUUUGAGCAUAAUUAA